Messenger RNA from Thunnus maccoyii (southern bluefin tuna), 6629 nucleotides. Its product is annotated as transcription activator BRG1. Gene Ontology annotation, biological process: positive regulation of transcription by RNA polymerase II. Gene Ontology annotation, cellular component: nucleus. Lineage: Eukaryota; Metazoa; Chordata; Actinopteri; Scombriformes; Scombridae. The transcript has 34 exons. Gene Ontology annotation, molecular function: histone binding; ATP binding; transcription factor binding. The record is from RefSeq and is a predicted model, not a curated record. Bases 127 to 5199 code for a protein of 1690 amino acids.
UAGACAUUCGGUCAUAGCAGCGGUGGAGGGGGGCGCUCGAGCCACGUCGGUGAAACAAAUCAACGCUUGAAGGCAGAUUAUAAAGAGGGUCCCUGCUGCUCAACCAGGAGCAGGAGAUCCUGGGCGAUGUCGACGCCAGAUCCCCCCAUGGGAGGCACCCCUCGCCCAGGUCCUUCCCCUGGCCCGGGUCCCUCCCCUGGGGCCAUGCUGGGCCCCAGCCCUGGUCCCUCCCCAGGCUCCUCUCAUAGUAUGAUGGGCCCCAGCCCGGGCCCCCCUACCUCUGGACACUCCCAGCCAGGGCCCUCUGGAUACGGCCAGGACAGCUUGCACCCUCUGCACAAACCGAUGGAGGGCAUGCACGAGAAGAGCAUGAGUGAGGAGAGCCGCUUCAGUCAGAUGAAGUCACUGUCUAUGAGACAGGGCGGACACAGUGGUAUGGGCCCCCCACCCAGUCCUCUGGACCAGCACUCGCAAGGGUACCACUCUCCGUUAGGCGGCUCUGACCACUCAAGCCCAGUCCCUUCAAAUGGUCCCCCCUCCGGUCCUCUUAUGCCAUCAUCCUCUUCUUCCUCCUCCUCUGGUGGCCCCGGCUCUGCCUCUACACCUUUAGAUGGCCCCAGUGGAGACCAGCACACGCUGGGUCCCAACAACCGCCCCGGCCCUCCAGGUAGCUCCGGCCCAGGCCCUAGCCCUGGACCCAGUCUUGGAUCCAGUGUCUCCAGCCUUGGAUCUGGCCUCGGUUCCGGCCUUGGAUCUGGCCUUGGAUCUGGCCUUGAAUCUGGUGGCCCGAACGGCCCCGGAGGUCCUGGCGGCCCUGGUGGCCCUACUCCCUUCAACCAGAACCAACUGCACCAACUCAGAGCUCAGAUUAUGGCCUAUAAGAUGCUGGCCCGGGGACAGCCCCUGCCAGACCACCUCCAGAUGGCUGUCCAAGGGAAGAGGCCCAUGCCUGGGAUGCAGCAGCAGCAGUCCAUGCCAAGCCUGGCUCCUGGAGUUGGAGGCGGGCCAGGAGGUGGACCAGCAGGACCAGGACCAGGACCAAUGGGCUCAGGCUACAGCAGAGCUCACGGAAUGAUGGGACCCAAUAUGCCUCCGCCAGGCCCAUCAGGGACCCCAGCUGGGAUGCAAGGACAAAACCCUAACGGACCCCCCAAGUCCUGGCCUGAAGGUCCCAUGGUGAAUGCAGCAGCUCCCUCCAACGCUCCCCAAAAGCUGAUCCCCCCUCAGCCCACUGGCCGACCGUCUCCCGCUCCCCCCUCGGUUCCCCCCGCCGCCUCCCCAGUAAUGCCUCCACAGACCCAGUCCCCCGGCCAGCCGGCGCAGCCUACUCCCAUGAUGCCUUACCAUGCCAAGCAGAACCGCAUUACCCCGAUUCAGAAACCCUGCGGCCUCGACCCAGUGGAGAUACUGCAGGAGAGGGAAUACAGGUUACAGGCUCGUAUCACCCAUCGUAUUGCUGAACUGGAGAACCUGCCGGGCUCUCUGGCUGGUGAUUUACGUACCAAAGCUACUAUCGAGCUCAAAGCUCUCCGACUACUUAACUUUCAGAGACAGCUGCGUCAGGAGGUGGUGGUGUGUAUGCGUCGUGACACGGCUCUAGAGACUGCCCUUGAUGCCAAGGCCUACAAGCGAAGCAAGCGCCAGAGUCUGCGAGAAGCCCGCAUUACAGAGAAGCUGGAGAAACAGCAGAAGAUUGAGCAAGAGCGCAAACGCAGGCAGAAACAUCAGGAGUAUCUUAACAGCAUCCUUCAGCAUGCCAAAGACUUUAAAGAGUACCACCGGUCCAUCACAGGCAAAAUUCAGAAAUUGACCAAAGCUGUGGCAACCUACCAUGCCAACACCGAACGGGAGCAGAAGAAAGAGAACGAGCGUAUUGAGAAAGAGAGAAUGAGGAGGCUUAUGGCGGAGGAUGAGGAGGGCUACCGUAAGCUGAUCGACCAGAAGAAGGACAAGCGUCUGGCCUACCUCCUGCAGCAAACUGAUGAGUACGUCGCCAACCUCACUGAGCUGGUCAGAGCUCACAAAGCUGCACAGGCGCUCAAGGAGAAGAAGAAGAAGAAGAAAAAAAAGAAGAAGUUGGAGAGCGCUGAGGGACAGACUCCUGCCUUGGGGCCUGAUGGAGAGCCUUUGGAUGAGACAAGUCAGAUGAGUGACCUGCCUGUGAAGGUCAUCCAUGUGGACAGUGGAAACAUCCUGACAGGGGUGGACGCUCCUAAAGCUGGACAGCUGGAGACCUGGCUGGAGAUGAACCCUGGUUAUGAGGUGGCUCCCCGCUCAGACAGUGAAGACAGCGAAGAGGAAGAAGAGGAGGAGGUGCGUUGUUUUGAGGAAGAAGAGGAGCCUCAGCCUUCAGCAACUCCAGUAGAGGAAAAGAAGAAGAUUACAGACCCUGACAGUGAAGAUGUGUCAGAGGUGGAUGUCCGACACAUCAUUGAGAAUGCUAAACAGGAUGUGGAUGACGAGUAUAGCGGUGCAGCGUUUGCCCGAGGGCUCCAGUCUUAUUAUGCUGUGGCUCACGCUGUCACAGAGAAGGUGGAGAAACAGUCCAGUUUGUUGAUAAAUGGACAACUCAAACAGUAUCAGAUUAAAGGUCUGGAGUGGCUUGUUUCCCUCUACAACAACAACCUGAAUGGGAUCCUGGCAGAUGAGAUGGGUCUGGGAAAAACCAUUCAGACUAUCGCCCUCAUCACGUACCUCAUGGAGCACAAGCGGCUCAAUGGACCCUACCUCAUCAUUGUACCCCUCUCGACUCUUUCUAAUUGGGUGUAUGAGUUCGACAAAUGGGCACCAACAGUCGUGAAAGUGUCCUACAAGGGGUCUCCUGCUGCCAGAAGAGCCUUUGUUCCACAACUGCGUAGUGGAAAGUUUAACGUUUUACUCACCACGUAUGAAUACAUCAUCAAGGACAAACAAGUACUGGCCAAGAUCCGUUGGAAGUACAUGAUCGUGGACGAGGGCCACCGUAUGAAGAACCACCACUGUAAGCUGACCCAGGUCCUGAACACACACUACCUGGCCCCACGGCGGGUCCUGCUGACAGGGACGCCGCUGCAGAACAAACUGCCUGAGCUCUGGGCGCUGCUCAACUUCCUCCUGCCCACCAUCUUCAAGAGCUGCAGCACCUUUGAGCAAUGGUUCAACGCCCCUUUCGCCAUGACUGGGGAGAAGGUUGACCUUAAUGAAGAGGAAACUAUCUUGAUUAUCCGUCGCCUUCACAAAGUGCUCCGCCCCUUCCUGUUACGCAGAUUAAAGAAGGAAGUGGAGGCACAGCUUCCAGAGAAGGUGGAAUAUGUGAUCAAGUGUGACAUGUCGUCUCUUCAGAGGGUGCUGUACAGACACAUGCAGGCCAAGGGCGUCCUGCUGACUGAUGGAUCAGAGAAAGACAAGAAGGGUAAAGGAGGCACAAAGACGCUGAUGAACACCAUCAUGCAGCUGAGGAAGAUCUGUAACCACCCUUACAUGUUCCAGCAGAUAGAGGAAUCCUUCUCUGAACAUUUAGGAUUCUCGGGUGGAAUAGUCCAGGGUCCUGAUCUGUAUCGGGCAUCAGGAAAGUUUGAGGUGUUGGAUCGAAUCCUUCCCAAGCUGAGAGCCACAAACCAUAAAGUGCUGCUCUUCUGUCAGAUGACCUCACUCAUGACCAUCAUGGAAGACUACUUCGCCUACCGCAACUUUAAGUAUCUGCGUCUGGAUGGCACCACAAAGGCUGAAGACAGAGGAAUGUUACUGAAGACGUUCAAUGACCCAGAGUCAGAGUACUUUAUCUUCCUCCUGAGCACUAGAGCCGGAGGUCUGGGCCUCAACCUGCAGUCAGCAGACACCGUAGUUAUCUUUGACUCUGACUGGAACCCACACCAGGACCUGCAAGCGCAGGACAGAGCCCACCGUAUUGGCCAGCAGAAUGAGGUGCGUGUAUUGCGCCUCUGCACGGUCAACAGUGUUGAGGAGAAAAUCCUGGCCGCUGCUAAAUACAAACUGAACGUGGACCAAAAGGUCAUCCAGGCUGGCAUGUUCGACCAGAAGUCAUCCAGCCACGAGCGCAGGGCCUUCUUGCAGGCCAUCUUGGAGCACGAGGAGCAAGACGAGGUCUGGGGCCAAGACGUAUGUCUACGCAUGAAUGAGGAGGAUGAGGUCCCAGACGACGAGACGGUCAACCAGAUGAUUGCCAGGAGCGAGGAGGAGUUUGACCAGUUUAUGCGUAUGGACCUGGACCGGCGGCGUGAGGAGGCCCGUAACCCGAGGCGUAAACCUCGUCUGAUGGAGGAGGACGAACUGCCCACUUGGAUUAUGAAGGAUGACGCGGAGGUCGAGCGGCUGACCUGCGAGGAGGAGGAGGAGAAAAUGUUUGGACGAGGUUCUCGACAGCGAAAGGAGGUGGACUACAGCGAUUCUCUGACUGAGAAGCAGUGGCUCAAGGCAAUAGAGGAGGGAACACUGGAGGAGAUGGAGGAAGAGGUGCGUCACAAAAAGACGACCCGUAAGAGGAAGAGGGAUCGCGACCUGGACCUCCCGGGCCCCUCGUCUUCCUCGGGGGGACGAGGACGAGGAGACAAAGACGAAGAUGGAAAGAGGCAGAGAAAGAGAGGACGACCGCCUGCUGAGAAACUUUCCCCCAAUCCGCCCGUCCUCACCAAGAAGAUGAAGAAAAUUGUGGACGCUGUCAUCAAGUACAAAGACAGCGCCAGUGGGCGUCAGCUGAGCGAGGUGUUCAUCCAGCUGCCGUCUCGAAAAGAGCUUCCAGAGUACUACGAACUGAUCCGCAAGCCUGUAGACUUCAGGAAGAUCAAGGAGAGGAUCAGAAGUCACCGCUACCGAAGUCUGGGUGACCUGGAGAGAGACGUCAUGCUGCUCUUCCAAAAUGCUCAAACCUUUAACCUGGAGGGAUCACUGCAGAUAUAUGAAGACUCCAUCGUGCUUCAGUCGGUGUUCACCAGUUUGAGGCAGAAGAUCGAGAAGGAGGAAGAAAGCGAGGGGGAGGAGAGUGAGGAAGAGGAGGAGGAGCAGGAGGAAGGCUCAGAGUCGGAAUCUCGUUCUGUCAAAGUAAAGAUCCGUCUGGGCAGGAAGGAGAAAGCUGGAGAUCGAGGGAAAGGACGCAGCAGACGAACAGGACGCACCAGAGCCAAACCGGUAGUUAGUGAUGAUGACUCUGAGGAAGAACAGGAAGAGGAGCGCUCCCCCAGUGCCACUGAUGAAGACUCCUGAACUUUACUGUAACAUGAGAGGAUUCGGGGCAUAAAGCACCACAAACACACAGUAAACAACUCCAUCAACCCUCAGUCCAGUCAGACAGAAACAGAAGGGAGUUAGCAAUAUCGUCGAUUAUACUGUAGCUACACACAUUUUAUUAUUUGUUCAGUCAUAUGAACAUUUACAUAGAAUCAAUACAAGAUGAUUUUAUUUAUUUUUGUUUUGUUUUCUGCUGUGGCCCAGUUUGAAAAAGUCUUAAGACGAAGGAAUCAAAUGAGUGUUUUAUCAGUUGUUAAUUGAACAAACCUGUAAACAGUCUGAUCUGUUUACAUGUAUGAGGAGCAACACCUAAAGGAAUCUGGGAGGAAAGGUUGAGACAGUAAAUGGUUAAUAUUAUGAUAACCAAGAAUAAUAUCAAUAGAAACACAUCAUCUAUCAUGGCAGACGGUCCUCACUGACUAUUUUAAAAAUGUGUUGAAACACAACAAACUUAACAAACAGUGAAGUUACAUUUAGUUUGUCAUUUCUGCACAUUAGAACCCAGAUACUGUAAAUUCCCUGAGACCAAGUGUAAUUUGAAUCUAAUUACAGAGAGAAAGAGGAAAACAGGUUCAAUGAAAGCGUUAGAACUGGCAGGAACCAGUAAAGUGAAGUAAACAAACAGAGACUGUUUUCAGCCCUCUGGACAUGAACAAACCUGAUAUUUCUCCUCUGCUUCAGUGUGCGAUGUGUCGCAACAAGGCGCCGUAACAGUCGGCCGCUGUGGUUACCGAGGUGUGUGUGUGUACAUCACAUAUCUGUGUGAGUAGGAUAUCCAGCCUGUUGCUGUGGGUGUUUCCAGACUUCUCAGAAGCUCUUUAGCAACUCACCACAGUAAUUAGACUGAGGAUUAAUGGAGCUGAAGUCCAGGUCACUCUUUAAUUCAGUGUAUAUGUUACAGUAUAAAACCAACUACUCCACUAUGCUGCUGCUUACCUGUCUCACUUCCAUUAUAAGCACUUAUAACUGUUGAUUGUAGACUUUAAGAAUAAUGAGGUUAUGAUUUUUCAAUGAGUACUGUAACUUUAAUUGCUCGUCCUUCCGAUGUUGUGUGGUAAUUUUAGGAUUUCAAAAUUGUUUGAUGUACUUUUGGCACUUUUUAUGUUUUUUGAUUUCAAGACAAAGGACCAGAGGGACAGCGGCUCUCCUCUGCUUUUGAACGCCUCAUGGCUCUAUGGUGUUGGAUAUACUGUAUAGAGUAUUUUUAGACUAUAAUGUCAAUGCACGUGUGUACAGCUCGCAAGUGCAGCACUGUACUUCUAUCAUUACGGUAGGUAACUAGAGUGAAGAACAUACAACCAAAGCAUCAACGUUUUCUCUCCACUAAGUUAUUGGGAUGUGUCUGUGUUGUGUUUUGUCAUUGCGCUGGAAGUCAAAACGUAACAAUAAAUGACAGUAAAACUGGA